Messenger RNA from Recurvomyces mirabilis, 645 nucleotides. RefSeq lists its product as uncharacterized. Bases 1 to 645 code for a protein of 214 amino acids. The transcript is spliced from 2 exons. The record is from RefSeq and is a predicted model, not a curated record. NCBI's taxonomy places the organism in Eukaryota, Fungi, Ascomycota, Dothideomycetes, Mycosphaerellales, Teratosphaeriaceae.
AUGACAGACAAAAAGAUUCCCUCAGGCAUACCCGACAAGUUCGACCUCGUCGGGAAUGUGCAGCCUUUCGCAGGCAACACCAUCAUCUGUCCUCUAGCGAACACAUUUGAGGAGCUCAAACAAAGUCGUCUCUCCCAUCUGUACACGCUUCUUCCGCCGUCAAGCUGGCACAUGACAGUCUUCGAAGGCGUUGUCGACAGUCGACGAGGCAAAGGGCAAUGGCCAUCUGACAUCGCUGCCAACGCCUCCCUGGCCGAAUGCAUCGAAAACUUCAAGAAAAAGCUGGCGGACUUCGACCUGGCCACAGACUUACCCUUCCACGUCAAAACCGCUGCCAUCGAAUUCGCAGGUAGCCUAUCUGGCAUACGUGCGACACUCGAGCCCAUUCCCAAGGACGAGAAACAGCUUCGCGGUCUUCGAGAUCGUCUCUCGGACUCGUUAAAGAUACGCAGCAAGAAGCACGAUACCUAUGGCUUUCAUCUCAGUAUAGCGUACAUGCUACGAUUCCCUACGGACGAGCAACAGACGGAGCUUCGGGAGAUCUUUGAGAGAUAUUUUGAGAUGGUGCCGAAGCAGACGGCUUUGGAGCCGCCAGAGUUCUGUACUUUCGAGGAUAUGUUUGCUUAUCAUGCUGUGCUACUUUGA